GUCCAGUUUUUAUUAAUAAGGAGAAGAGAGAGUUUACAAGUCAGAGUGCUUGGAAGGUCAGAACUAUUAACAGAUUACUCACGCAAAAAAAGGAUCAACAAGGGAGCCGAGAUGCUUGGCCCCUGCAAAAGCCCACAAUCUGACCUCCUCCUUCAGCAGGAUGAUGAAACGUGAAAUCAGCGUCUCUGCUUGUCUGAAAAUUCUGUUGUUUCGUUCUUGCCAUAGGGCCCAAAGGGUUAGCAAAACCAGCGAGCCUAGUCCCUUCUUAGGUUGGUCGCAGGGACUGAACAGGAGCGGAACCAGGAAUGCAGGUCGGCAUCGACUGACCAGCUGGAAGGACAGAGGGUAGAACAUUGUGUCCAUGCCGAAAUGGAGGACCAAACCUGUUUGGAAAAGGGGCAUUCAGUCACCAAAUGCAGGGCUGUUUCAAGGUUCCGUUCACAGCUGGCAGAAAUACGAAUUCGGCCAACCACGCUAAAGGAGUCUAUCUGCUGUCCAGACCCUGUUCUACAUUGCUUUGCUACUGUGAUUUAUUUGGUUUUAUAUUUCUUGUGCUGGAAUUAAAAUAUAUGUUUAACUGGGUGCCAUUGAAUCCAUGGCAAGAGUCUUGCAUAGCUCUGGCUCACUACACCAAUUUCACUUGAAGGUUGAAAUAUGUUCAGAUGAGUGUAACGGAGAGAGCUCUAGAACACCAGAAAGAACAAUAAGCUUACCAUUCUAUGGUUCAAUAUAUGAGCCUGAUUGCGAGGAUGGCUUACAACCCACAAUUGGUAUGGUGUUCGAUAGCUGGGAGCAAGGAGAAGAUUUCUACAGAGCAUAUGCUAAGCAUAUGGGAUUUGGGGUUCGCAAAUGGACACAAUAUAAAAAGGCAGAUGGCACAACCAUCUGGAAGCGAUUUGUUUUUUCAAAGGAAGGCUGGAGGAAAGAGCAAGAAAGUGGUGAAGAUGAGAAGCCUAAAAGGAAGUUCAAGAUAACUCGGUGUGGCUGUGAGGCUAUGAUUGGAUUCAAGAGGUGGUCGCCAAGUAUGUGGUCGCCAAGUUCAUCUCCGGGCACACCCAUGAUUUGGUCUCCCCAAGGAUGAGGCAUUUAAUCAAAUCAAACAGAGAAGUGACUAGUGGAGUGAAGUGUGCAUAUCAAAUCAAACAGAGAAGUGACUAGUGGAGUGAAGUGUGCAUUAUUCACAUGUCACAAAGCGUCAAUUGGCACUUAUGCAGCAUUCUGGAUGCUCAGUGCAGAGAAAGGUGGGCCUGCAAACCUAGGUACCAAGCACGGAGACGAGCUCUAGAGGAUUAGAUAGGUAGGGCAUCUGGUCGCUCUUGCGGAUCAAGAGGCGUUUGAACACGGAACAAUUAGGGAAGGAAUGUGUGAGAUGCUAUACAUGUACACUGUACAGUAGGUAAGCCGUGCUGAGAUAAGAUACUGCCAUACCGGUAUAUGUGAGUUUCACCAUAUGAUUCCCCAGAACAGAGGCAGAAUGCUCCAUGUAUAUUUGGGCAUUGUAUGUGGUGAAAAUAACUUGUCCAGAAAUGUGCCCCAUAGUACAAGAAA
Panicum virgatum (switchgrass) is the source of this 1548-nucleotide messenger RNA. RefSeq names its product protein FAR1-RELATED SEQUENCE 7-like. Lineage: Eukaryota; Viridiplantae; Streptophyta; Magnoliopsida; Poales; Poaceae. The record is from RefSeq and is a predicted model, not a curated record. The transcript has 3 exons. Bases 596 to 1081 code for a protein of 161 amino acids.